Homo sapiens (human) is the source of this 647-nucleotide messenger RNA. RefSeq names its product prefoldin subunit 2 (gene PFDN2). The coding region runs from base 205 to 525 and encodes 106 amino acids. Lineage: Eukaryota; Metazoa; Chordata; Mammalia; Primates; Hominidae. Gene Ontology annotation, cellular component: nucleus; mitochondrion; cytoplasm. Gene Ontology annotation, biological process: protein folding. The transcript has 5 exons. The record is from RefSeq and is a predicted model, not a curated record.
AGGCGGCGAAGAUGGCGGAGAACAGCGGUCGCGCCGGCAAGAGCAGCGGGAGCGGCGCGGGGAAGGGGGCGGUGUCCGCAGAGCAGUAAGAGUAAAUGUCAUGUAAGAAGACCCUAGGACAUUUUGGAGAGAAAGGUGAUUGCUGGCUUCAACCGCCUUCGGCAGGAACAGCGAGGCCUGGCAUCCAAAGCAGCUGAGUUGGAGAUGGAGUUGAAUGAGCACAGCCUAGUGAUCGAUACACUGAAGGAGGUAGAUGAAACUCGUAAGUGCUACCGCAUGGUUGGAGGAGUGCUGGUGGAGCGAACUGUCAAAGAGGUGCUGCCCGCUUUGGAGAACAACAAGGAGCAGAUACAGAAGAUCAUUGAGACACUGACACAGCAGCUUCAGGCAAAGGGAAAAGAACUAAAUGAAUUCCGGGAAAAGCACAACAUUCGUCUCAUGGGAGAAGAUGAGAAGCCAGCAGCCAAGGAAAACUCAGAAGGGGCUGGGGCUAAGGCCAGCUCAGCUGGAGUGUUGGUCUCCUAGGGACCAAGGCCUUUGCAUUUUUUUCUACCCUGACUCCCACUUCUAAUUUCUCUUUAUUGUUAUUAUUAUUAUUUUCUCUGCUAUUGUAAUAUUUUUUUGUUAAUUAAAUGUUUUGGUCAGAA